AUGGCGUCCUGGCCGAUUGAAGUCUUGCCGAAUAGCCCCUUUCCUCUAAGUAAUAUUCCCUUUGGAAUAUUCACAACACCACAAGAGGUUGAGAGACGCGCUGGGGUAGCUAUUGGCGACUUCAUCAUUGACCUGUCUAGCCUUGAGCGAACGCUCUUGGAUGAUGCGUGCUUCAACAUGUUGAAGAAUCUCAGCGGAGCCCCUGUGUUUCAGGAUGGAGAUCUCAGCAAGUUUGCGAGCCUGCGUGCCGUGACCAGGAGGGCCUUUCGUAAUACACUCAUUGGCUGGCUGAGUGACGAGAUGUCGCCCUUGUUUGAUAAUGCCUCGAGGACUGAACGUAUCUUUGUUCCCAUGGCGGAUGCUACCAUGCAUCUGCCAUUCGAAAUCCAAGCAUUCACAGAUUUUAUGUGUUCGGAUGUUCACGUCGAAAACUGCAGUAACCUAGUCGGAGCUUCGACACCCCCGAGCCAUUACGCUAUACCUCUGGGGUACAACGGCAGAGCCUCGUCUGUUGUGACCAGCGGUGAGCCUAUUUAUCGACCGCAGGGAAUUAUCGAGAACCCCCGGGAUUCGUCAGUCUCGUUCCAACCCAGCAAGUGGAUGGACUACGAGGCCGAGUUGGGCGUUUUUGUAUCUCAGCCGGUACCACGUAACGCCUACAUCAAUGCCGAUGAAACCGACGAUUACAUCUUUGGAUUUGUCGUACUGAACGACUGGUCAGCGAGAGACAUUCAGUUUACGGAAAUGACCCCUCUAGGACCGUUCAAUGGCAAAUCCUUCGCUACCAGCAUCUCGCCAUGGGUCGUCACUCUUGACGCCCUUGAGGGGGCGCGAUGUGUUUCAUCGGUCACAGACCUUCGUGAUGGAGGCUUAACUGGUGCGAGGCAUCUACGCCAUAAGGACGAAAGAUCCACGUGGGAUCUGGAACUGGAGGUAUCCGUCUUUAGACCCAAGUCUAAAAACUCAGCACCCAUCAUGACUUCACGUUCAAACCUCCGUCAUCUUCGCUGGUCGCCCGGUCAGAUGCUUGCACAUCUCGCAUCUUCUGGUUGUGGCCUGCGCACGGGUGACCUUUUUGGAACCGGCACAAUAUCGUCUCCUAAUGACAAGCCAUCUUCUCGAACCUUGGGGUGCUUGUUUGAGUUGACUGAAGGCGGAAAGAAACCUGCGAAUCAGGGAGCGGACGAUGCCCUCAUAUUCCUCCAAGACGGUGAUGAAGUAGUCAUAAGUGCAUGGGCAAAAGGAUGUUCUCUGGGAUUGGGGAGUUUAGGCGGCCAGCUUCUUGCUCCCAGUAAAGAUAGAUGA
Molecule: messenger RNA, 1305 nt
Organism: Fusarium pseudograminearum CS3096
Lineage: Eukaryota; Fungi; Ascomycota; Sordariomycetes; Hypocreales; Nectriaceae
Exons: 5
Coding region: 1-1305 (434 amino acids)
Biological process (GO): homogentisate catabolic process; L-tyrosine catabolic process; L-phenylalanine catabolic process
Molecular function (GO): fumarylacetoacetase activity
Source: RefSeq, a predicted model, not a curated record